GAGGCGGGUUGUAGGGCGUCGUUGGGAGUGCAAGUGGAGUGGCGGCGGUGCCGCCCGGUGUUGAUAUCGGUUGUGUUACCAUGGACUUUAAUGUGAAGAAGUUGGCGGCGGAUGCCGGCACUUUCCUCAGCCGGGCGGUUCAGUUUACAGAGGAGAAGUUUGGUCAAGCAGAGAAGACAGAGUUGGAUGCCCAGCUGGAGAAUCUUCUGAGCAAAGCAGAAACUACAAAAAUAUGGACAGAAAAAAUAAUGAAACAGACAGAAGUAUUAUUGCAGCCAAACCCAAAUACCAGAAUAGAAGAAUUCGUUUAUGAAAAACUGGAUCGCAAAGCACCGUCUCGAAUGAAUAAUUUUGAACAAUUAGGGCAGUAUAUGCUUGAUGCUGGAAAUGAUUUUGGUCCUGGAACUGCAUAUGGCAGUGCUCUGAUUAAAUGUGGAGAAGCUGAAAAUCGAAUUGGUUCUGCAGAGAGGGAGCUAAUACACACAUCAGCAGUUAGUUUUUUGGCACCUCUUAGGAACUUUCUGGAAGGAGACUACAAAACAAUAUCUAAAGAACGUAAGCUCUUGCAGAAUAAAAGACUGGAUUUGGAUGCAGCCAAAGCAAGACUGAAAAAAGCGAAGGUUUCGGAGUCCCGUUCAGCUCAACUAAACGCUUCUCAACCUCAGGGAGACAACUUUAUGGUAAAUUUCUCUUACAUGCUCAACUUGCUGCAUGUAACGUGGCUGAAGGCUGAGCAGGAUGUCCGGAUUGCACAGAGUGAGUUUGACCGACAAGCAGAGAUUACAAGACUUCUGCUUGAAGGAAUCGGCAGUACACAUACACAUCACCUUCGCUGUUUGAAUGACUAUGUUGAUGCCCAGGUGACCUACUAUGCACAAUGCUAUCAAUAUAUGGUUGAUUUACAAAAGCAGCUUGGAAGUUUUCCAACUGUGUUUUCUUCCAACAACAAUCAGACUACCUCAGCAUCAGCUAUGCCCAACACCGUGCCCCCACUUUCUGCAUCUUCAGUCCCAUUAUCCACUCUAAACAAUCCAAUAACCACUGACUACAAGCUGUCAUCUAGUGGCACCAGAAAAGCUAGAGUUCUCUACGAUUACGAUGCUGCAGACAGCAGUGAGUUGUCACUUCUGGCCGAUGAGGUGAUCACUGUGUAUAGUCAGCCUGGAAUGGACUCUGACUGGCUGAUGAGUGAACGAGGGAAUCAGAAAGGAAAAGUCCCCAUUACAUAUUUGGAGCUGCUGAACUGAACAUGUCACUGCCCAUCUUUUAAAAAAAAUAUUGGUUGUAAUUGCGAUAUUUAAUUGCAGCUAACUUUGUAUAAAACAGUUUGAAAUGUCUUCCACAUAAUUUGUCCCUGAACCAUUUGGGACCAUGUGAGUUACAUGUAUGGCAAAACAUGCAUGUUGGUUGCUCCAUUUGUCCAGGCCAAUGUGACUCCCUUGCUUUUGAAAACAUUAAAUAUUUUUGUGCCAUGAAUGUUAUUUGCUAAAAAGUAUCAGCUUCAUUUUCUAUUUAAUAUUUCAUUUUUGCAUACUAGUGCUUGAAAAAUCAUUUCUUUAUUAAACCAACUUGAAUACAAUGUCCUUAUAUUUCUAAAACUUUCUUAUUGCCAGAAAUAUGGAACUUGUAAAUUACAUGUGCUUAAUUAAAUGUUGAAAGUGAUGUAGAGCAUUGCCAAAAUAAAACUGUGUCAAAAGAUCUAUUCACAUGGUUGUGUGCUUGGACAUCAUAACCAUACUGGCUUAUGUACUCAUAUUUGAUUAAACUUUUGUUCUUGUUAA
Hypanus sabinus (Atlantic stingray) is the source of this 1781-nucleotide messenger RNA. Its product is annotated as endophilin-B1-like. Gene Ontology annotation, cellular component: membrane; cytoplasm. The record is from RefSeq and is a predicted model, not a curated record. Gene Ontology annotation, molecular function: protein binding. The coding region runs from base 81 to 1247 and encodes 388 amino acids. NCBI's taxonomy places the organism in Eukaryota, Metazoa, Chordata, Chondrichthyes, Myliobatiformes, Dasyatidae. The transcript has 10 exons. Gene Ontology annotation, biological process: membrane organization.